AUGGCGACCCGCUUCCCCAGCGCCCUCCCCCGGCGCCCAUCCGCUAUACCAACCACGACCACAAUCACCACCUCCCACACCCCCCUCUCCCACACCCCCUCCCGAGCCGCGACCAUAAUCCGCCGCCCCAGACGCCCCUACACCUUCACGCAGCUAGUCCAACUAUCCGACGGCAGCACCUACACCAUGCGCACCAGCUCCCCUGUCGGUUACUACAAGAGCACCAAGGACACGCGCAACCACGUGCUGUGGCAGCCGAGCGAGAAGUCGCUGCGCAACGUCGAGGUCGACGAGGCCGGCAAGCUGGCCGCGUUCCGCGGGCGCUUUGGAAGGGGGUGGGAUGCUGAGAAGACUGGGGAUGGUGGGGAGGAGGGGGCUUCUGCUGCUGCUGGAGAGGGAGUUGGAGGGGAGGCUGGCGCUGAGGCGGGAAGGAAGGAGGAGGGUACUGGGGAUUCGCUGGCGGAUAUGAUCGCUGGGUACUCGACGCCGCAGCAGAAUAUCAAGGAGGACAAGCCGCUUCGCAAGAAGAAAUAG
Molecule: messenger RNA, 534 nt
Organism: Anthostomella pinea
Lineage: Eukaryota; Fungi; Ascomycota; Sordariomycetes; Xylariales; Xylariaceae
Source: the annotation of a GenBank genome assembly